Messenger RNA from Exophiala xenobiotica, 2178 nucleotides. RefSeq lists its product as uncharacterized. The record is from RefSeq and is a predicted model, not a curated record. Gene Ontology annotation, molecular function: hydrolase activity. The coding region runs from base 1 to 2178 and encodes 725 amino acids. Lineage: Eukaryota; Fungi; Ascomycota; Eurotiomycetes; Chaetothyriales; Herpotrichiellaceae. The transcript has 2 exons.
AUGUCUCUCUCGUUCUUCGGUGCCCUCUUCGGGUACUGGACCAUUUUGAAACAUACGUCGCUGUUUGCAGGUGCUUUCGCUGCUUCCUUCACAAACGCCCAAGCGCCGUUGAUGAAUACACCUCACGCACUGAAUCCCAAUCUCACCAACACCAUUGGGAGAGAUAUAAUCACGCUCUAUUAUAAUGGUUCCGGAUCGGUUCCUGGAUAUGACGAACAAUCUCCUCUUCCGCAACCAAUAACCCCACUGCCAAGGGAACUGAUCGAGGACUCGUUACUCUUACAAUUGGUCUCCAUCGCAGAUACAGCUUUCUACCCUGACAACUGCUCGAAGUGCCUCGCUGCAAGCCAACUGCUCCACGUUGCAGCCAUCAGUCAGCCGGUGUCUCUAUUCACCAACGUCUUGAUCAGAGCAUGUAACACGUUGCCGUUUGUCAGAGACAAUAUCCGAGCCAAGUCAUGCGAGGCAGAGUUUGGUGGAGUUGCAUCGUUCGGCCCAUAUUUGGUCCAAAUGUUUGCGAAAAUGAAUCUCGGUACAGGAGACAUGCAUUAUCUAUGCUCUCACUUACAGCCGUUCUGCGAUCCACUGCCGCCUGUCCUGAUCGACGAGAGUCUCUAUUUCGAGCCGAAACCAGAGUCUGCACAACUAGCACCUGAACCUUCCGGCCGCACCUUCAACGUCCUCCACCUUUCAGAUUGGCAUCUUGACCCUCGCUAUGACAUCGGUUCUGAGGCCAACUGUACGGAGUAUCUCUGUUGUCGUUCUUACUCCAGCAAUGAAGAGCUUCUGACAUACCGGCACAACGUCUCGCUGCCCGCCUCAAGGUUCGGUUCUUAUUUCUGUGAUUCGCCCGCCGAUCUAGCACUUUCAGCGUUCGACGACAUGGACAAUUUCUUCAACAUGGAGGAGCUCGCAUUCAGCAUCUUUACAGGAGACCUGGUGUCUCAUGACCCAGAAGACGCACUGUCGUCCGCGUACGUUGCUUACGAGGAAGAAAUGACGUUCCUAGUCUUCAAGCGGAUGCUGGGCAAGACACCUGUAUAUGCGGCCUUGGGUAAUCAUGACACUCUACCUGUGGGUUUCAACACGCAGCACAGCAUGAACCCUGACCCGACGAACUCCAGCAGCAACAUCCACCAGUGGAAUUAUGACCUUGUUUCUUCACUAUGGUCGGAGCACUCAUGGCUCAACGACUCGGAAGCAGACUUUGCCAGGACUCAUUACGGUGCAUAUGCCACAACCACGGCACAGGGACUGCGCGUCAUAUCGCUCAACUCCGACUUCUGGUACAAGGCCAACAUCUUCAAUUACUGGAACGUGACGAACCCCGAUCAGAGUGGAAUCCUCAAGUGGCUGGCAGACGAACUUUCGGCAUGCGAGAGGCGAGGUCAACGGGCUUGGAUAAUUGCUCACGUCCUAAGUGGUUAUGACGGAAGUGCACCAUUGCCAAAUCCAACCGCCCUAUUUUAUUCUAUCGUGCGUCGCUUCUCCCCAGCGACGAUCGCUGCGAUUUUCUUCGGACAUACGCAUCAAGACCAACUGCAGUUAUUCUAUGAUUACUUGCCCUCGUCGCUGCCACCGACCGAGGACAGCCGCAAGCCUUCAACACUCCGUGACACUACACAAGUCGAUUUCAAUAACCCCUUACAGGUCUCAUACAUUGGGCCCAGCAUCACGCCGCUGACUGGUCUCAACGCUGGUUACCGACUGUACCAGAUCGAUGCAAAGACAUUUUCUGUUAUGGGCUCGCAAACCUACAUCGCGAAUAUGUCGAACAGUCUGUCGUGGAAGAAACCUGUCUGGGAAUUCGAGUAUGAUACACGACAAGCGUAUGCAGAUCAUAUCGACUCUAAGACGAAAACCGGUCUCCAUGGCGCUGGGAAGGUUCUCUGGCCCUCGACGUCGCCACUGAACGCGACAUUCUGGCACAACGUGACCGAGAAGAUGCGGGCAGUGUCUGAAGUCCCCUCUAACUCAUCACCCUCGCUCCUCGACCUGUACAAUAAGUACGAAUCGAAAUCUAGCUAUGCUAAAACACGACGUGGUGCGGGCGACAUCAGCGCGGAGCAGAAAAUCUGCUUCCUGCGUGCCGGUAGUGGUUGGUUAGGACACCAAUGCAAGGAACGCUUCGGAACUGAUGCAAGAGGCGAAAGGGAGAGGAUGUUCGGACUGGUAUAG